AUGGAAGGAAAAGACGAUAGAGCUAUUUGCACGGAUAACGAAUUAGGCGAGUCGCGGGGUUCGGAAAUUGAAUCGCAAAAUGUGCGUUCUAACAAUAAUGCACCCAAACAAUCAUCAAAUCCAUCCGACGGCGAUCAAUCAUCAGACUUGGCAAGGGAUAAUGAUAUCAAGAAUUUGCUAGCAAGCACGGACACGAUUGAUGUCCCCGUAUUUGCCGAGUUCAAGAAAAAUUCGAGGACACAGUAUUCCAAUAGCAGUAAAGGGGGUGUUGAGAGGAAUGAACAACCGUCGAUCGAGUACGCGAACUCGGAAAGUAGUUCAAGUUCGUUGACCUAUAGCCAGGUCGCGCGUUCUCAGGAGCACAAGAAAAUUGUGGAUUCGAAUAAGGCUUUGUUGUCGAAAAUAGAAAAGUCAAAGCUUCAAUUUGAUAAAUCAGAGGCAACAUCAACACUAUAUGCAUCGUCAAAUGAUAACUACGAAAAUAAAGGUGAAUCCAGUGCCACUCGGGCUUCAGCGAUGUCGACGAGACACGGAAAUACUCGAAAGAAUGAUGAGGAUUUUAUCAGUGUGAUAUUUCACGUUCACGUAGAUUGCGACGGAUUAGGAUCCCCGUUUGUAUUUGGUAAUGUCAAGGAACUGGGAAACUGGAAUUCUCCCAUUGUCAGACUUCGCAAGUCCAAUCGCAAAACUCCGCACGGUGUUCGUAACACUUAUUGGUUUUCCGAACCAGUUAAAAUCUCUCUCGCCAAUCUCGAGAAUGCUUCGGAGGUGAGGUACAAAUAUGGAAUCGUCGUUUCGCAACAAACCGCUUCGCGAAAAAGUGAAAAGGUCAUUUUCGAAGGUUUUGAAACACAAUACGAGAGAACACUUCUGCUACAGUGUGGCAAUCAAUAUGACAUCUGGGAAAAUAACGAAUUACUUGCUGCCGAAAUCAAGGACUUUGCCUUCUUGAACAUUAUAUACGAUUCGCUGAAUUCCAGUAAUCUCAAAGAGAAAAUAAUUGAACUUCAAUCAAUUCUGGAAUAUCAUCAGUCACACCUGGAAAUUUUAUCCUUACACAAGUUCAUAAGGGAACGCCUGCUCGAGGCGAAAGUAAAAGAGCAGAAAUUUUUCCUACUUAUUCUCCUAGGCUAUCAUGAUUACUUUUCUUAUGAUCAGCAUGAGUUUCCGGAAUCGAUGGUGUUAACAUUACUCAAUACGAUCAAGCACGUUCGCGAAUACACUUAUCCUUCGGAUGCAUACACACGUCUUGCCGUUACAAGAGCGGUUGGUCUUCUGGUGCAUCGCAAUGCGGUUAACGGAUCAUUCGAGUGGCUUAACAUAUUUUCGGUGAAUCAGUAUGUCGAUCCGGAGUUCAGAUUUAUCGAGUCUCUCAAUAGAUUGAAAUACGACACCGAAAAAAAAUUCAACACAUUCCUCGAUGUAUUCAAGGAGAAAGCUUUCCCCUACAUCGAAAGAGUUGAUUACAAGUACAUCGAGAUUCUCAGGAGUUCGGAAUUAUAUUGGAGUUACGAAGAUUAUCUUUCUUCUUUGACUUCGCUUUCCCUGUUCAUGGACAUUGAUAUGUUGGCCUACUUUAUUCAACACCUGAAAAAUUGCUUGGAAAAUUUUGGCGAAGUUUCGGAGGUUCGCGAGAGAUACCCCCAAAUUUGUAAAAAUUGGUAUCAGCGCCUCUUGAAUCGAUUGCAUAGUGCCUCCACAUCCUCCAUUGAGAUUGAUGAUAAAUUCGUGAUUUGGAUUUUCACUUAUGCCGCGCGAUUAUAUCCCAUUAUCAAGGACAACAGGAAAUUAUGGAAAAGUAUCAUGACGCAUUCCAUCUGUGAGGUGAAGAAAUGUCUCUCUAGUUCGGUGUAUAAUGCAACGGUAGAUGUGAUUAAACUUGAAGACGCGGUUGUAAAUGGGUUUAUCGGUCACGUUGAAAAUCUCUUGGGAGAUUCUUCUCAAGUUGUGGAUGAACGUCUUUUGACCAGCGUUGAGCAGAUCUGUCGAAGCAUCGGGGAGAUCCUGGGGUUGGUUUGUCAUGUGAUGACAUGCUUGGAAAAUAACAUCGAUUCUCUCUGGGUUAAAAAUGCACUCGAUCUUAGUGCGCUCGAUUCUAUGGUCAUUCCCACAGAAUUUCACCUAAGUAUUCUUGCUGGUGCCAAGUUCUGGAAUGCAAUAUUACGCGCAACAGGUUGCGCCGAAAACCUAAAAAAACACAAUUAUUUCAUGCAAGUUAAAAAUGCCAUCGCCCAGGUUAGAUAUAUGCUUGUGAAAGGAUCAAUUAACAUUCGCCUUUUGCAGGAACUCUUAAAGUACGACGACGAGUUUCUGUUGUAUUACUUUGAUUCCAUUAAUGGUCAUUCAGCAAUGGUUGUCAACGAGGAUAUCCUGCUGUCGAUUAGAGAAAAGUGCCGAGGUUACAUGCAAACGAUGGAUCACCUCAAUUCAUUCUACGUGAGAUAUUGCCCGCAAAAUAGGGUGCUAAAUAUUCAGGAUUAUAUCCAGGAUUUAAAUGAGCAAAAAUUUUUGUGGGAUCAUAUUACACUCAAUGAUAUACAAUCUCCGAAUUACUUCUUCUACCAUGAGGAUUCGAUAGAAAUAUCAACGCGCUUAUACAAGUACAAUAAAUCGCAGACCUUCUACAAUGUUUUUGAAAACGUAGUUCAAACAUCUGUGAAUGAAUCAAACGUGGAGAGCUUCGCGCGAAUUACGUUGCCCUCGAUCCUUGAUGAUUACGAGAAUAGAUGUAAGGAACAUGAAGACUGGGAAAAUAUGAAACUUUCCAGUGCCGCCAUGUUUUGGAGCAAUGUAACCGAUAUCAAUGCCGAAUUGGAUUUCACGGAUGAGUUCGUGCAGAUUGAUCGCGAUCAAAGGUUUUUAACGAUGCUCGCGCGGCUCUCGAGGGCUGAUCGACUGACGCAAAGGUUGAAACAAUUAUCUGUUGUGAUCGAGAUGUUCAACACUCCUCGAGUUCAAGGAGAUUGGCUUGAAGUGGCCCUUGUGGGUUUACUUGCGCCGGAGAUAACCCUGAGAGAAUUAAGUCUGAUUCUUGACUCCCUUGGCGAUUCUCUUGGCGAGGUUAACGAAGAUAGCUGGAAUUUAAUUAAAGAGCUCUCCAUGGCCGUGGAUUUUAUUGCCUUCUUACGCGAAAUUGCCGACCACGACCUUAAAAAUUUGAUAAACGGCGUUGACGAUGAGAAGUUGAUUCAAGAGGACACCGUUUCAUCGCUUAUUCAAGUUAAACAAUUUCUGGUUCCUUUGUUGAACGUCUCACCUAAACUGAAUCUGGACACAUUCUUGGAAGAGUUGCGUAAGGUCGCGAAUCAUAAUCCUAUGUUGGCAAACAAGAUUGCUUUAUGCAAUAGCAAUAACACAGCAUUACAAAAUAUGUAUGCAAAUAUCAGCAAUCGCGGUGAGGUUACCAAGGAAAAGAUACAAAAUGCCGUAAAGAUUGGAACUUACAGAUUUGAAUGGACCCCAAGUGACCUUAAGUGUAAGGUGGCGCUCUCUUACACAAUCGGUAAAGCAACCACCGUCUCGUACGACAUCGGUGAUCUACAAGACCUGAAAGGAAGAGCCUUGUUGAUAAGCGGUAAUGUUAAUGUUGGGUCAAAAAAAUCAAAAGAUUUGACCGAUGAAUUUGUUCGACACGUUGAUAUUGCGCAAAUGAUCGUUAACGUGUCAGAGAGGUUGAUCGAAACAGGGAAUUUCGGAUAUCGACGAUAUCAGGUAUCGGUAAAGGGAACUAAUAGGAUGACUCAAUUGCUUGAAAAGCUACAGGAUGAAUUGAAAAAAUGGCAAGUUCAUAUUGUUGUUCUCUUUUUUUUAAUGAAGAAGGAAGCACUGGUGAAUAAAGCUCAACAAAGUCACUUUUACUUGACAUUCUUUCCGGCUCGUCACAUAUUGGAAUUCUACGAUUUUUUCAUCGGAAAAUCGACUAGAAAUGCAAAUAUAUGCCAGACACUUAUAAAAUUUGUGAAUCCGAACGCAAAGUUACCGCAAAAGCCCACCAACAGCAAGGUGGUCGAGAGAAAAGAUGUCUACCUACAGACAUUCAAUGAAAUUGGUGAAAAAUUGCACGCAAUUUUUGCCAAAGUUUCAAAAAGGAAACGUCCACUAAAAGUUCCCGUUGAUCGCGUAAUUUCCGAUGUAGUGGAACGCGGAAAAUUAUUUGUUGCUUCGUGCAACGACAAGUCACGUUUACCAAAUGUUAUAAUGUCGUUGUAUGCCAACCACGGGUCUUAUCCCGAAGCAUGGCAACUGUUGAUUUGCACGACUUCAACUACUCUAGAGGAACUUUCAAUAUUUCUUAAAAGAUGUUUCUUUGCGCCAAAGAAUGGAUACGAUAAUCACCUGUUUUGCUUAGCCAACUUGGAAUUACUUGACUACGAACUGCAAUAUAAUUUGGUGAACAAAAUUAGAGCCAUGCGAGAGAAAGAAAAAGAUUAUUAUCUGGCCUUAAUAUGCUGUCCCGAGGCGGGAAUGCAUCACCACAUUUUGGAUCAAUUCUCCGAUUAUCGAUCAACAAAGGGCCUGAAUACUGCGUCGAUGAAAAGGAUAUAUCAAGAGUUGUGUCCCCGAGUUUUCUGCGUCUCCUCGGAAUUAUCGGGACAGGGGAAAACGGAAUGGAUUAAACGAGAGAGUUUUGAAAAUAAACUUUGCCCAAAGCAUUUCCUCAUCAGCGACGACGCAGAUUAUGUCAAGUUGGUCAGACAACUUAAGGAGGUGGUCCUUCGACCUUUUGAUUGCAUGCACAUCAACAUCGUAUCCUCCGAUUACCCAGGGGAGGUCAAUAUGUGGUUGUUCCAAGUGUUGACUUUACGGGUGGUAUCAAGCAACGCUGACAUUGCCUGCUUUCCAAACACUCACGUUUACAUAGAGAUCGCUUCCAGUUUUGAACAACACCUUCUCAGAUCACUCCCGAUGAUCGAAUAUUUACAAAGAACUCAUCUGACAUGGAACAUCAAGGAUUUAUUGGUCACUCAAGAGAUCAACAGCCCAAUCCAAGUUGCGUGUUUAUACCUGCGUUCUCUUGAAUCAGGUACCAUCGAUAACGAAGAUAUCCUAUUUAAAGGUCAGGGUGCAGUCACUUCAGUAUUGCCCCAUGAAGAAUGCCAGGCGUACUUGGAAAAAUACUUUUUGGAAGGCAACAAUGACUUCGAAGAUAUUUCCUCGUUUAGGUUUUUGGAAAUAUUUGUGAACGUGUUCGCGUAUCAGUUAGUAAGGCUAUCCUCGAGCUCAUAUUUUCGGGUGGAUAAUCUGAAGCUGAUGCUUGGAGAGGGAACAAACAUUCGAUCGACUUUGGUAAACACUUUGUUAGAAAUUUCCAAGGAUUUUGCAACUCGGUCGAUUCGAACAAAAUCCGCACAAUUAGAGGCCACUUCAACCGAUGCAAUCGGGAAUGCCGCGCUGGGAACAAUCGUGAAUUGGGAUGAUUCGAACCAUCUACUAGUAUUUUUCCUAUCCCAAACACCCGAUUCUAUCUGCGCGCUAUAUAGGGUUCAAGAAAAGGUGCCAGAGGUGGUGAAGGAGUUGAUGAAAAGCCAAUACAUAAGUGAAGUAGGUCAAGAAUGGAAAUUGGAAGAUUAUCACAAGAUGAGCAUGAAAGAGUUGCUACAGAGAUUGGAAGGCAUCGCUCGGAAAACUUUUCAUGAAAUUGAUUAUCCCCCGUACGCGCUGUCAGUGGAUAACUUGUUAAAGAUGGCUUUGAUUUUGUUAAGGGCACGUUCGAACAUUCCAGUCGUGAUUUGCGGUGAGGCAGGGUGCGGAAAGACAAGUCUGAUAGGAUUCUUGGCUCGGACGGUCGAAGUCCAGUUAUUUGCCCUCAACCUUCACGCGGGCAUCAAAGAAGAUGACAUUUCACAAUUUAUGGCCGAGGUUCAACAGAAUGCUAGACGAGGGGAAACCUGGGUGUUCUUUGAUGAAAUUAACACGUGUAAUAAUAUUGGCCUUCUGGCCGAUCUAAUAGCCCAUCGGGUGUAUCGUGGAAGACCGAUCCGUAAUAACAUCCGAAUAUUUGCCGCCUGUAACCCCUACCGUUUACGGACGAGGAGUAUAAGUGAGGCAGGUCUCGAGGCGAGAAAGUUCGAGGAACAGAGUAACCUCGUGUACGAAGUAAGACCACUCCCCGAUCAAAUUCUGGAUUAUGUUUGGGACUACGGCGUGCUUCAAAGGGAUGACGAAAUGCGAUAUAUUCAAAUAAUGGUAAAGGUGCAAUUAAAAGAAUUGGAUGAUCCAGUCCUCUCAAAAUUGUUAUUCGCCUCCCAACAGUUCAUUCGACAAGUGGAAGAACCUUACAGUGUCAGCUUACGUGACAUCAAACGUGCCAUUAAACUUAUAAAGUUCUUUUACGAGAGUUUACAGGAUCGCCCGCCGAUUCGUGGGAGCUCGCAAAAGUAUCCUCCCACUUCAAUAGAUUCGCCCAGCAUUCAAAUUCGUUCAUUCGUAUUGGCAUUGGGUCUUUGUUAUCAAUCGAGACUGUACGAAAAGCCAUUGCGUCGGAAAUAUCGCGAAAAAAUGUGCGAAAUUUUCAAAAAUGCAAAAUUCAAUUUGACGGAAGAGAUAUUUAACAAUAUUAUCAGAGAAGAGCAGGAGGAUUAUGUCAAUCGAAUGGUUUGUCCACCGAACACUGCUCAAAAUGAUGCUCUCCUUGAGAAUGUGUUGGUUAUGGUGGUUUGCAUAUUAACUAGAAUCCCGGUAUUUAUCGUCGGUGCACCCGGGUCCUCAAAAUCAUUAGCUGUUAGAUUAGUAAGUCAAAAUCUGAGAGGUUCGGACUCGAACGACGAGUACUUUAGAAAAUUACCACAGGGCUCCUCCUCUUCAACCUCUGAUGGUAUUCUCAAGGUUUUUCAAAAAGCCCAAAAUUUUCAAGAAACAAGUUCCAAAGAGUUUCCAGUUAUCAGUGUGGUAUUGUUAGAUGAAGUCGGCCUUGCUGAGACUUCUCCGUUCAAUCCGUUGAAGGUUCUUCACUCUCUGCUCGAACCAAGCUACCCUUCUGAUGGACCAAAAGUGUCUGUUAUAGGAAUUAGCAAUUGGAGAUUGGACAACAGUAAGAGUAGUAGGGCAUUGCUUGUUCAAAGGCCAAAGUUUGAUUCAGACGAUUUGGUGGACACCGCAGUUCGCUUGCUUGGCAAUAAAACACAAGAUCGCCGAAUACAAAGGGAUACAUUGUUCCCAUUGGCGAUUGCCUAUUCGGAAUAUGAACAAAAAGGUCAAACACAUCUCAAUUUUCACGGUCUGCGAGAUUACUACGCUUUAGUGAAAUCCCUCUCCACCAAUGAAUUAACAUCGGCGCAUAUUCAAAUGUGUUUGGCAAGAAAUUUUGGUGGAACCGAUCAAUUCGCCGACAUAUGUCAAAGAUAUUUCGGUAACGUCAUCAACACGUUCGACAAUAAUCAGGUAUGGGUCUAUCGUCCCAUACCGAUCGACAAACUGAUUCACACAAAUUUGGAAGAUGAAGGGGCGAGACAUUUGAUGGUCAUUGGAAAAAGCGAUUCGAUAGUAAAUUUGUUGACAUAUGAAUUGAGACAAAGGAAUUUGAAUCCUGUUAUAAUUCUGGGAUCUCAAUUUUCGGAUGACCAGGAUGAUUAUUCAUACAAUGUUCUGAGCCGUAUUAUGAUGUGCGUGGAAGCUGGAAGACCAUUGAUCUUAACCGAUUUAGAAAUUAUUUAUGGGAGUUUAUAUGACUUGUGGAAUCAAAAUUAUAUCGUGGUUGGAAAUUCCGAGGAUCCAAAAUAUUACACGCGAGUUGCCCUUGGUGCUUAUGCCAACCCCAUGUUGUAUGUCAACAAAAACUUUAGAUGCAUUCUUGUUCUUGACGAAAAGAAUUUAUCAAAAGCUGAUCCACCCCUCUUGAAUCGGUUUGAGAAACAAAAGAUGACCAUUAAUGACAUCCUGACGGACAAUGAAAAGGAUCUGGUUUAUCAGUUGUCCAUAUGGACCAAGCGAAUUUCAACCAUUGAGAUGCUGAAUCCGGUUUCCGUCUCUCAUGAUAAAUUCACGCAAAAAGAUCUAUUCAUUGGUUUUGACCAGGAAGAAACACUGCAAAGUUUGGUUAUUGAUAUCAAGAAGAAAAACCCGGACGCUCAAGAUUCUGAAAUUUUAACAAAGUGCAAGGAAUCUCUAGUUAACAUCGCGUCUUCCGACGGAAUUGUGAGAGCAGAACGAUCAGCUUUAAGUUUGGAUGAAGUUAGGCAUUGGAAAAAUGUUUACUUUAAAGCGCAACACCAUGACCAUCUGGCAGGUUAUUUCGAAAACCUGUUGCACAAUGAGAAUUCCGAGUCGUGUCCAGACGGCCAUCAAGUGAUCAUCAAUACCUUCUCAAAUAUAAACACAGACGUUAAGCUAUGCUUACAAGGCCUAAUCACUUGUCAGAUAUUAAAGCUCUCCACGUUCAAGACCGAGGCUCAAUUUCAGAACCAAGUCAAGAAUUUUUGGUUCGAGUCAUCAAAUGAAAUGUUGAUCCUCCAGUGUGAUAUAACAACCAUAAAUGCUGGAUGCAUUAAGUUGGCAAAGUUCAUCAUUGAGCAAUCACGAAAUGAAUAUUUACUGAAAAAAUCGAAUGCUGCCAGAAAACAUGCGUGCAUAAUUCUGCAUAUUCACCGAGAUCACAAGGCAUCACUGAACGCUUUUAAUUUUAUGUGUGGGUGGAGGCAAGUGACAAUUGAGACUCUGACGCCUCAAGAGAAAUGCUUGUCAGCUCUACUGGAUGGGGACCUUUGUGACAUCAUCAGCAAAACAUACUCAUUUGAAGAGAUUUUGCAACAGGAAUUGCUAUGGUGUUUGUUAUGCAUGAAGUAUCCAGCAAGCGUUAAAUCUAUUGAUCACAUAAAAACUCUCAACGCAAAAAUCCCCCAAAACAAAAAUCUCGUCGAUUACCUAAAGAUAAAAACACAAGAUUGGCUCCAAAUAUACUACUCAUCAAGAGAUUGGCAAUAUUACGUGGCGUCAAAUAAAAAGCUCUUAUAUCCAUAUUCUUCAUUUUCGGCCGCCUUGCAAGCUUAUAUACGUUCCAUAGUUCGUCAACCCGUUGCUAGAGUUCUUUGUGCUCUUGAAAGGUUGUUUGCAACGAAAACCUUCCUAUCCCUCGACCAGGCAGCGCCACAUCAGCAAGAACUGAUGGAAAUUUGGAGGGAGAUGUUCAACGAUAAAACCAUCAUAAACAUUGAUGAAUUAUCUGAUCCCAAGCCUGAUGGUUACGUGAUGCCUGCUGUCAUUUAUGAUUUCCAGUUUCCAUUUUCGUGGUAUUUUAUGAAACGAAUUGAGGGUUUCAAAAAGACACAUGAGGAAGAAUUGGAGUUACUCAAAGAAGAUCUCAAUAAUAUCGAUCCGAGCACCGGAGACCUUUAUGAAUCGGUGGUGACCAAUCAUACCGUGAUCUUGAGUAACACCAUUACUUCAUCAAUAAAAAACAUCAAGACGUCUCUGGAAUAUUUUCCCGAAUUAUAUUUCAAUGAUUUUGUAUCCAGGAUCUGCGCGGAUGAAUCAAAAGCAAAGUAUGCACCGCUCAUGUCUUUCAUAUUUCGCUGGAGACUCGGUUCAGAGAAAGUCCGAAAUCCUGUUCUGCUUCACGCACACUGGUGGAGAUAUUCAAAAUCGAUUAUGACGCAAUUUCAGCUGGCACAGAUGUGUCCACCCGUCGUGAAUGAUGCUUCAUUGAAAAAUGCAAACCUUUUAAAUAUCUCCUUCGAGGAUCACCUUGUUGAAGAAGUCACCAAGCUGAUGCACAAAAAACUAAAUGAUAUCAAAUCCGUGAACCAAACCCACAUUCCACAACUUCUCAAUUGGCAACAUGAAAUUUCUUUGAUCUCAACUUUAUGUGAUAAGUUAUCAGAAGUUUCCAACUUUUCGUCAUUGCACUUGAUGCAAGUCUGCAGUAGCUUUACGUUAGCAGAUUCCACGACAUUAUCAAAUAUCAAGGAGAUCAUGAAGAUCGGAAACUCAUCGCCUAAGAAAUCAAACGCAUUCUCGUCAAAAUUUAUUAAUUCCGUGUUUGGAAUAUUUGAAAAAUUUCAAAAUUGCAGUGAAUACUUGGUCCCAAAAUUAUUAUUCACGACAAAGUGCCUGAACUUUAUUGCCCUGGAAUCACCAGAGAGACUAGAACUUUAUAAAAAUAUUUUUUCGCAGAAUCUGUUACCUAUUGCAGACACAUCCGUUGUUUACUUAAUUUUUAAGCAAGAGGAAGAGACAAAUCCAGGUACAUUCGUGAAAAUUAUUAAUACUCCAAAAAAGGCUUUGCUUCAAUCUUCAAGACUCAGGAUGAUCAACGAAUGUUUGAGUAAUCAAGUUUUCGAUUCUUCGACAUCGACAUUAUGUUGCGACGUUCUUCAAAAAUCUCUCUUCUCAAAGUACUCUCUAAGAGAGUUGGCGGAUCUUUAUCGGUAUUCCGUGGAGGCCUUAGAUAACACAGAAUCUGUGAUAUUGCGAAAAAUAUCCGCAAUCGCUUGCCUCAAAGAAUUUGCACACAAGUUCUGGGAUCAUUCUAUUCGGGAACCAGUGUUGCAGCCAAUAGAAUUUGAUCAAGCGAGAACUGGAGAUCUUGACACCGUGGAAUUGAUUGCCGAAGUCAACAAUAGUAUGAGUUCGACACUCCCACUUAUCCAUUCAUUUAAGAUCUAUUUCUUAAGGGCAUUACGGUAUCGAGGAUUAUCCAUGAAUGAGGUCAGGCGUUUUUGUGAAAUGCAGCGGCAGAUCUUACCAUGGCUUUGGGAUUUACCUUGGAACAAAAUUUGUGAAUCCCGAUUAUCUUUUAAUCCAUAUUGGAAACUUGAAGACUAUGUCGAAAUUGAAAAAAGCUUCACAACUCUCUAUGGGAUGGAAAAUAAGGGGUCCUUUAAUUCUUUCUUUGCAUCUUUGAAGAAGAAGGAAAUGACUCUCGCCUCUCUUACAUCGAUAUCCUUGAUGGGAUUGGUGUUCAAUCGACUUCAUAUAAUCAGGUCUUCUCGCGAUUGGGAAGAAGCCGAAAAUCGAUCCGCUGUAUUUUUACUUCAAAAAAUCGAUCAGAGUACAUUGUCGCCCAUUUAUAAGCAAUACAUCACGAAGCUCAUAAACAAUGAGCAUGAGUUACUUCACGUCGAUCCAACGACGACAAGCUCAGAAUUGCUUUUAAAAUCCGUGAUUUGUCACCUUAUAGCUUUACACGCGUCGAUACCAGCUAAUUCAUCUCCGCUAGCAUAUAUGCUGCAGAACUUGGAUAAGUGCUCGAAAUUCUUCAUUCCAACAUGCCCUUCGGACGUCGAAUCUGUGGUCAUUAAUGCCGUCAUUCAGAGCGCCUGGGGGAAAUCUCCAGUAGCCGCAAACUUCUUGCAAAAUGAUGAAACCGAUGCACUGGAGUAUUGUAUGGGACAUAUUCAAAGUGACUGGUUCGUGUUGAAAAAAAUUUUCAAUCUUUCCGACGAAGACCUGGCAUUAUUGUUGCAUUCAAUUCUGAACUCGAUGGCCGAAAGCACACCAAGAGGUUUAAUGAUGCAUAAUAAAACGGAACGGGAAGAAUGGGAAAAAUAUUUUUUGAUGAAAUAUGUGAAACCGGCCACAAAGAAUAGUGCAGCCACGGCAAGAAACUUUUUGAUGGAAAUAUCGGAAAUUGCAACAAGUUCUCAAGAAAGUGUUGAUAUCAUGGAAGGUGAAAUUAAUCAACUGUUGGAAAUGGAUAAGCGGUAUAACGAGCAGCACUUGCCUAAGCUAUGGCGAAUAAUUGACGAGUUCAGUUUUGACAGCUUUCGAGCUUUUUACUCGGGGGAUUUGGCGAAUAAUGUUGAGAAUUACCCCUUUCUCUCUGUGUUCUUUAAAUACGAACAACAACUACCACAUAUUCGACAUCUGAUGUCGAUAAUCAGAUUUUUGAGAAUGUUAUCAUCAAAACUUGAAUAUCGGUUAAGUCGAUCUCAAGCCCAACAGUUUACAUUUCAAGAAUUUAUUGCCGAUAAAUCUAAUGAUGAUGAAUCGACCGAAGCCAACAACAUUUUGAAGUCAGCAUUUGAGGAUUUUGCACAAGCUUGGAAUUCGGUGAUCGGUCUGGUUCAGAAUUAUCAGUGUCAUGAACUUCCAUUGAAACCCCUGAUUUCAAUAGAAUCCCCUGUGGCAUUUGGAUUGGUGGAACCAAGGGAUACUGGUGUUUAUAUCUGUGCAAUUCUUGAGUAUUUAAUUGGCCUUCAGAACAAUUUCUUGCAGGAAGUAGCACUUAUUACUCCAAGAAAAUGCGCGUCACUUGUUUUCUUGGAGGAUAUUUCGUUUCGUGGAAAAGAGGCCAAUUCGGCUUCUUCAAAGAACAUGGAAACUACUCAAUAUUGCAUUCACUCUAUGCGAAUUAAUCAAAUACAGUCAAAUAAUAUUAUUAAUUUUGAAUGGAAUGAUGAAAUACUUCAAUGCGGUCAGAGAAACUUGGAAGCUGGUAGAGGUCAGGAUGUAACAUUCAACCUGCAAAAAAUAGAGUCUCAACUCGCGCGCUCUUUGGUCUUUGAAAAAGUCCACAUCGAUACAGUCAAUGAUUCACAAUUAUACAUGGAACCGUUUGCGUAUCACAUGGAACUAUUCCAGGGGUGCAUAAGAAUUCUAGGUGAUAUUAAAGGGUUGAUUCCACAACAAACGAUUCCUACAGAAAAGGUGGAAAUGAUUCUCGGGACCGCCAUGUCUUCGACAAUCAGCUCGUCAGGAUAUCAACACCUGACAUUUGACAAUGCAUCCGAAUUGCUUUCAUCCCUGGAAAUUCUACUUUGCUUUGUCAAAAAGACGUCGAUAGGUGACGGUGAAAUAUUGGUUAAUGAAUAUGUCAACCAGUGGAUGAAACUUUCGAACUUGAUAGAUAACGAGUCAUUUUGCAAUCUAUUGAAUGUAGGAUUGAAAUUGAAACAAUUGGUGGCGUUAUAUGAAUUGGUAGAAGAGCAAGUGGCCAAUGGAGUGAUCAAAUAUAUAAACGACAAAUAUAAAGAACCUUUAACGCCAGAACUCGAACACGAAAUUAAUAUGGCAUUGGAUUUUCAACCCAUAUAUCAGGAGGAGGACGAUGAUACAUUACUGCCAAUCGCUAAUGACGAACCCAAAAAAAUUCCAGCAGAAUAUUUUUCAUCGGCCUUAAAAAGGUUCAUGUUUAGAUUUCUCAAUGAAAAUUCCAGUAAAGAGAAGGAUCCAUUGUCAAUUUACUUUACGGAUAUGACGUUGAAUUUAUGGUCUUCGGGUGUUAAGGAAGAAAUGGUGGAUAAUUUUUUCCCUGAUAGCUUACUGGUAGCACAUGUAUAUGAAACAUAUGUGUUUAUAAACGACAGAUUAGAGGUAACUAAGAAACAAACCCCGUUGAUCACAAAACCAAAAGCGACUACAGCACAAAAGGUGGCAAAGAUCGUAACUGUUGGCAAGAAACAAUUAAAUAAUAAGGGGAAACCGGUUUCCCCCUCUCCUACAACGAAAAGGCCUUCAUCUUCGUCAAAAUAUACAGCAUCAACUGGCACCAAAAAUACUCCCACCUUCACCACUAGAGGUAAUUCUUCAAGUAAAAACGCUCAUUCGUCCUCUGAAGCUGGAAGUUCUUCAUCAUCCUCCCAAACGCAGAAAAGAAAAACUGAUGGAAAAUAA
Acaulospora colombiana is the source of this 13548-nucleotide messenger RNA. The record is from the annotation of a GenBank genome assembly. NCBI's taxonomy places the organism in Eukaryota, Fungi, Glomeromycota, Glomeromycetes, Diversisporales, Acaulosporaceae.